Histoplasma capsulatum G186AR is the source of this 2259-nucleotide messenger RNA. RefSeq lists its product as uncharacterized. Gene Ontology annotation, molecular function: glycosyltransferase activity; hydrolase activity, hydrolyzing O-glycosyl compounds. The record is from RefSeq and is a predicted model, not a curated record. The transcript has 5 exons. Gene Ontology annotation, cellular component: fungal-type cell wall. Gene Ontology annotation, biological process: fungal-type cell wall organization; carbohydrate metabolic process. The coding region runs from base 1 to 1899 and encodes 632 amino acids. NCBI's taxonomy places the organism in Eukaryota, Fungi, Ascomycota, Eurotiomycetes, Onygenales, Ajellomycetaceae.
AUGGAGAAUGAGGGGCGCGAACGCAUUGAUGAUGAGAUGAUGGUAGUUGUAGAAAAACUGAGGAACAUUACUGAACAUAAGCAGGCCAACCGGCUCAAUGGCAACGUAGGUGCGAACGAGAGCCACGAUGAACGCGGGAAGAUUCAAGUGCAAGUUUGCAAGCCGAAGGAAAAGAGCCUCCUUGACUUGGCGUCUUCUCCACCGGCUCCUCUGCAGGCUAAUCUGUGGGCAAAGAUAGCAGUCGCAGCUCCCCCUCAGGCCGUCCGUCAAACCAAUGGAUUCCACAGCAUGACUCCACCCAAAGCCGAGACCAAAGCAAUUCCACUGGUCCCUAUCCGCCCUGUUGUGCAAGCGUUGUUGUCACACCCAGCCAUGCCACCGCAACCAGCUCCUGCUACAAGGGGACGACGGACUGGGAGAGCCGGCAUCAUAAUCGUCGAGGGCAAAUUUACACUCGGCAGCUUGAACAAGCUUACCGCGAGGAUCUGCGAGGGUGCGCUCUACAGUGUUGAGAUCCACCAUCACACGGGGUUCGCGGAGAUCAUCUUCCAAAACGCAAUGCACGCGAAAGAAUUCCUGGCCAAGGACAAGUACACGAUGGAGAACACGGGCUUUGGCCGUUUCGGGAAGGGCUUCACGGUCAGGCACGAUAGGUAUAAGGAGCGGGGAUGGGAUGCGGAUUUGGAGAAGAUGGCGAAUGGCAAUCGGGAGAGGCGUCGAUUGACGUUUAGCGCCCCAUGCUGCUCCCAAUAUGGCGAAUGCGGCCUGGGAGCAUACUGUCUCGGCGGCUGUGAUCCCAAAUAUUCAUUUUCUCUCGAGUCCUGCGUCCCUGCUCCAAUAUGCAAAAGUAUGGAGUACAAAUUUGAAAAUUUGGACAGUGUUGUCCCAAGAACAAAAUACCUCGGCGAUGCAGACAAGGCAGGCUGGGUCUCGAGUGGGAAGCCUCUUACCACCAAUGGAGAUCUAGUGAUGACCAUGGCGCCAGAUACCGUUGGUACCCUGUUGUCCAGCGCUCACUACGUGUGGUACGGCAAAGUUUCUGCGACAUUGAAGACCAGUCGCGGCGCAGGCGUUAUCACUGCCUUCAUCUUUAUGUCCGAUGUGAAGGAUGAGAUUGAUUUUGAGUUUGUCGGAGCUGAUCUGCAUACCGCCCAGACCAAUUACUAUUUCCAGGGCAUCACUGAUUAUACCAACGGAAAAAAUCUCAGUGUCGACAGCAACACCUUUACGGAUUAUCACACCUACUCAAUUGACUGGAAACCAGACUCAGUCACCUGGUCGAUUGAUGGAAAGCCUUUACGUACCUUACUCAAAAAGGAUACCUUCGACAAGGGAGACAACAAGUACCACUACCCCCAAAGUCCCUCCCGACUUCAGCUCUCCCUCUGGCCUGGCGGAAAAGAAGGCGCCCCGGAGGGAACAAUUCAAUGGGCCGGUGGACUUGUGGACUGGAAUCAUGAGGAUAUUAAAAAACACGGGUAUUACUAUUCGCUCGUCUCUGAAGUUAGCAUAGAGUGCUACGAUCCACCUUCGGGUGCGAAGAUAGACGGCGACAUUUCAUACAUCUACACGGAUGCUGCCGGGACCGAGGACACGGUUAAGAUUACGGAUAAACCGACUGUUCUCAAAUCGUUCCUUGGCUCCGGCACUGAUAUGGGUAAAAACGAAUCGAAACCAGGUGAGACGGACGUCCCUGUGAUUCCUGGUCUCAACGGAGCCGGCAUUGGGGCCAAUGGCCAGAUCCCAUCUGGCAACGACAGUAACAACGGGCCAUCCACUGAUUUCACGGGUCCAAGCGAUAAACAUGGGUCUAGCGGCGCUCCAUCUGAAAACGAACGCGUUCUCAAGGGAUCAAUCUUCGCAGUUCUCGUGGCCGUCAUGGUUUUGGUCACCAUGUAAGGAUAAGAAUUUAAUACUAUUUUUGGAUACACUAUAACUAUCAAUGUACGACUCUAUGGAUAUAUAUUGCUUUUAUGUUUUGGGCAUAUAUUAUUCCUCAUAAUAAUUUAUUUUUUGUUCCUGUUUUCUGUUCUUAUCUUGUCCUUUCUAUUCCCUGUUUCCUUCAUUAUCUCUCAUCCUUGUUGUGCUGCCAACAUCGAAUUAAUCUCAUCCAUCUCCUGACUUGCUUCAUGCGCCCGGCCUCUGCCCCAUCCCCCUUGAAACCCCUUUCUCUCUCGCUCCUACUUGAAUAGCGGAUGUAUCUCAUGUGCGAUUCUAUAUGUGGCAAUCCUGCUCGAACGUUUUUGAGCCAGCAUCAAC